This is a messenger RNA of Gallus gallus (chicken), 1509 nucleotides long. RefSeq lists its product as uncharacterized. The record is from RefSeq and is a predicted model, not a curated record. Lineage: Eukaryota; Metazoa; Chordata; Aves; Galliformes; Phasianidae. The coding region runs from base 303 to 1283 and encodes 326 amino acids. The transcript is spliced from 2 exons. Gene Ontology annotation, molecular function: ubiquitin protein ligase activity. Gene Ontology annotation, biological process: protein monoubiquitination; protein polyubiquitination.
GCAGGCCGAGCCUGGCUCAGUCUGGCUCGUUCCUGGACCCUGCUGAGCAGCUCUGCGAGGCUUGGAGGUCGAGCAAGGUUUUUGGCUGUGCUGUGCUGGGUCGUGCCUGGGGCUGCUUGCAGCAUCUCAGUGCCCGGCCCCGCAGUAUCGCAUCCGUUUCCCUGGCCCUGCCUAGUGCAGGCAACCGGGGCCCUACGGAGAGCACCCGCAGCAGCGGAGAGUGCAACACCACCGCUGCAGCUCCGGUGAAGGAGAACAACUUGACAUCCUCAGUUCUCCCAGCCUGCUGCAGCGAGAAGACCAUGGCCGCAGAAGAGGCAUGGACGUGUUCUGUCUGCCGCGAUGCGCGGCAGGACCUUGCACAUGCCAUCCCGUGCAACCACACGUUCUGCCUCGGCUGCAUUCAUCGGUGGGCCAAGCUGAGCGACAGAUGCCCACUGUGCAGGACGGCCAUGAAGACCAUCCGGGUCUCUGUGCGGGGAGACAGUGAGUCCGUGGAGUGCAUCGUCUCCCCGCCCGCAGUGCCCGUGCCCGUCACCUUCGGCACCACCACCGGCCCCAGCGGCGCUGCGGCACCUGCUCCACCCUCUGCGCCACCGUCCCCUGAGCCCAUGGCUGCGGAGCCAGAGAGAGUGGGCGGCCUCCUGCCAGAGGUCUGGGCAGCACUUUUCCGGGAGAGACGAAACAUCCUCGACCCGGUGCUGCCCUGGCUGGAGCAGGAAUUACGCCGCAACCAGGAGCUGGGCUGGUGGAAGAUCAACUGGCUGAGGAGCAUGAUCCUGGCAUUCCUGUGCCAGGUGGGGCCGGACAGGGACAUCCUGGUGCAGUGCACACAGCACGCCCUGGGGCCCGUCACCGCACCGCUCAUCGACGCUCUCGUCGGAACCAUCGAGAGCCGGUGCGGCCAGGAGGCCCGGAGGCUGCUGGGCCUGGAAGACCCCAGCGCUGCCCAGGAGCAGGAGGACGGGCCUGCGGCCCCAUCCGGUCCCACUGCCACCCCGCACGGGACCAUCGCCCCCAGCGCCGCGCCCUCCUGCAGCUCCAUGUGUUCCGACACAGAGGAGCUCCCCGGCACUUCCACCGGGGCCCUCAGCGGGGGCCCUGGACAGCCGGGUCCCGAGGCAGCCGGUCCCUCUGGCCAGGGCCGCAGCCGCGGCCCCUCCACUCGCAGCCGGGGCACAAAGCGCUCGGCUGGGGGGCCCCGGCGCCCCACGAAGAGGAGGGCCGGCAGCGCCCAACGUGCUCCUCCGCCCUGCAAGAGGCGGCCCCCCCAGCGCCGCUAGCGGGGCUCCCACUUCUUGCCAAUAAAAGAUAAAAACGUACAUGCACGUGUUGUUCCUAGAGACGGCUCACCCUUCACACACACACCCUACACAUGCUGUGCCACAUGAGAACCAGUUCUCUCGGCACCUGGUGUGGACGUGCCACCAUUCAACCCUUCCCCUGGGCCAUGCGUGCAGUGUGAGCUGCAGAGCCACUGCGAGCGGGAUCCUCUGAGCGGUGGGUGAA